Messenger RNA from Aplysia californica (California sea hare), 4793 nucleotides. RefSeq lists its product as uncharacterized. The record is from RefSeq and is a predicted model, not a curated record. NCBI's taxonomy places the organism in Eukaryota, Metazoa, Mollusca, Gastropoda, Aplysiida, Aplysiidae.
AGUAACAAUGACAAAAUGUAUCCAAACAAAAUAAUGGCACUGUUUCCGAGCUACCGAUCUGCUUCAUCUCAACACUGGUACACAUUUGGGUUUAUUGCUUUUUCGUCGAAAUGAAUGAACCUAAACCCUUAUCUAUACAGGCGUGCAAGUGUAUGACAGGGUAAUUAAAGGUUAAAAAGGAGUUGAAUAAAAGCAACCAUGUCUCAUUCUGACAACAACAACCCAACUGCUGGCUACAUACCACCAUUCGCAUCCUUGUUCCAAGGAGACAUGGUGCCCAGCCCAUCUGCCUUGCAGAGCCUCAUUGCUGACAUAGAUGGACAACUAGAUCAAAAUACAAGAGAAUUGGACAAAUGCUUGCAAUCAAUAUUGACAUCAGCUAACAAUUUACCAGGCUCAAGAACUUUCUCAAUUCCAAGGGAUGCUUUAGGCUAUGUCUGUAGUAGCCACACACUAGAGAAAGACACAUGCUAUGAUCCUGAGUCAGAGGAGGCAGUUGCUAUAAUUGUGGCAUUGAUUGAUUCACUGGAGAAAAAUCCCGGGAGUGAAGAGUCAAUACUGCAGGAAAUAUUGGCCCUUGCUUCAGAAGAGGGUCUCACUCUCCCCUUGAAGAAUUCCCUGGCAGGAAUCUCGCAGUCCUCUAGCUCUCUCAAUGUGCAGCUGGAUUCUAUGGACCAGCUGAUAGAAGGCAAGUGGAGCAAACUGUCUCAUGCUGUACAGAAACAUCUGGUGUCUGAGCUGCUCAAGCUCCCCCAGUUGUCCAAAAAUCGACGAACUGCAUGGGCCAUCAUCGAACGGCGGUCUGAACUAGUGGGUGGCCUGAGGUCACUAGCCAGUGAUGAUGAGGCCUGGGUCAUGUACCGGAAUGUGAGGGGCCAGCAGCUGGAGCAGCUUUUCAACUCCCUCCUGCCAGAUAACGACUCGGAGAACGUUAAUUACAAAGAGUUUUGUUGCAAUUGUGGCACUGUGGCCGAUAGACUCAUUGACAUGAUUGAGGAAGACUUCACUGUUUUGUGCACUGGAGUUUUCAAGAAAAUAGGAGGUGUUUAUCGCAUUCUUCAUGACCUGUAUUUGGAAAAAUACUCUGAUGAAAUGUCACUGUUAGUAGAAGAGAUAGCAGAUGACAUUCGUGACUUCAACAAGAAAGUGGUGAAAGCUUCCAAGAGUGACCAUGGCCUUUCAAAGACUGACACAGGUUCUGGGAAAGGCCACAGCAAGUCUGGACCUAGGGGCAGCUUAGGAGCCACAGACUCAUGGGCCAGCAAAACCCCUCUCAACUCCCAGAGUCUGGACACAAUGUUCCUAGCCUCAAGCUUCAGAACUGACAAGGACAAGUCCGGUACUCCCAGGCUGCAAAAGCAGUCCAGCAUGGCGUUCCCCAAGGACUGUAUAUCCUCCCUGAGACACAUCGCAAUGUCUUUGAUGAAGUUAGAAGAUUUCCUAGACGGGCUGACUAAAAUGACCUCAUGGGAUGUCACUGGUUUGCCGAACAGGAAGUCCAAGAAAAAAUCCAGCCUCAGAGGUGUGUUGAAAACUAGUGCCAGUCCUGAAUUGAAGAGACACUCUCUCAAUCUGGGCAGUAGUUUCAGCAGCAGUGACACGCCCUAUGACCUGGCACACCCGACUGGACAGACUACGCCUCCGUUUGAACACACACCAGCCCCAAAAGUGAUUGAAAGAAGCAGGUCGGAGGAUAAAGUGAAGUGGGACUGGCGGCUUAUCUUCAAGAAGAUUGCCUCUGGCCUUGCAUCAGCUGUUGAGGCCAAGAUUGAUCACACCAUGUCCACCACUCUGACCCAUGAGACCUCCACCUGGCAUGGGAAACAUUUGCUGGACACGGUUACACUUGACUUUGCUCAGUAUGGGGAGGGAAUGGACCACCCACGUGUCGUUUCAAAGGAUACUCAUGAUUUCAUCCAGGCUAUUGAUGAACUUUUACCAUUGGCUCGAGCAGGAAUAGAGGGCUGUUUGAUCCCAGUGCGCACAGCCUUCAUUGACUCCCUUGGCAUUGCUGUGAAAAACUUCCACUUGCACUGUGUCACACAAAAAAUUUAUGACAAGUUUGCUGAAACAGUACACAGAUUUGAUAGACGGACUAGGGAAGCACAUACUGCAACUACACAAUCAGAUGUUAGCCACCUCUGUUUUCUCAGAUGCUGACAGUGGAAACUGGGCUGAAAUCAAAGAAUUUCAAGAAGAUGAGAGGUGCUCCUUCACAGUUCAGAUGUGGAACUUUUACCUGCAAGGUAUCCAGCAGGACAUGUGGCAGACUCUACCUCCCCGGCUGGCUCAGAACUUCUUCAGUUCCGUGCUGCAAGACUCGCUGCUACUUAUGAUGCAGAGAUAUGCUAGAGUACGCCCAAGCUUCCGAAGGUUCAAGCAGAUGAGGUAUGACAUCACAAGCAUCCUCCUGUGCAGCAUAGAGCACCUGCUGAAGGCAUGCUCCUCCAUCUCCCAGUACCUGGACCCAGGACACAACCAGCUGCCUCACUACAGCAUCCACAACCAGUGUUCCAACCUCCUGGCUGUCAUGGCCGUGGUCACCUCACCCAUUGACACCUUGUACAGGGUGUUCAAGCGUGGGUACAGUCGCCGGACAGAGAGCCAGGACAGCGGGAGCUCUUCUCAGUAUGGGAACAACACGCAGUGGCUACACUGGAUGUGGCCAUCUCUCAUACACUCAGGGACCAAACACUAUGAUGACAUGCAGACCACAUCUGCCCUGUAUUUGCACCUGAGAAUUUUCCUGGGUCAGCCACAGAUGGACUGGGGAGGUCUCACUCAGGCUCUGUUUAUGAAAGACUACACCUUAUCAAUCCUACUCUUGACCCGCGCAUGCCAACAGGAGGAAUCGAGGGCCAGUCUGCUCGCAAAGACACUCAAAUCCAAGUCUUCAAGUGACAAUUCUAAUAGCUCCAAUGCACCGGUGACAUCCAAGCUCAUACCUCAGUUGUCCAACCAGAGCUCCACUGACUCAAACUCUCCUAUGGACCCAAGUCCAUCAUUUUUACAAACUGGCAUAGUUUUGAAUGACAAUGAUCAACCCACGGACAUCCAAAUGGUGGUUGAUGCUUUGGUUCACAUCCUGGGACAAGUGCACUAUUUCCCAGAUGCUCUAGCCAAGUGCAUUAUUCCAGUUAUUGACAGAUGUACGUCCUGGGAGAUGUUCAACAUAAAAAAUCCUUUGGUUACCCCAGAAAUGAAGGUACCAGAAUGGGUUACUUCAGUCUUCAAGAUUUUGGAGCCUUUCAGUGACAGGGUGAUCGAGCCCAUGCUCAGGUACCUGAACAGAGUGAAGACAUCAGAGACCUUCAUACGACCAGUGAUUUCAUAUGUUGCUGACCUCCCUUGUGGCUGUCCACCAGGGUAUUCUCUGCGAGACCACUCCAAGCCCCCAGGUUUGAAAGAUGUUCUCUCUCACUGUUUAGAGCUGUUGAUAACGGAAAUAGAGAAAUGUGUUAUUGUCCUGCCUGCUUCUGUCUGCACUCUGUUCAGCAUGAUAGAGACCAACUGCAGAGAUUUGGGGAUAAAGACAAGUCACCGAUGUGUGGCUUUGCAGGUAAUCACCUGGUCCAUUUGGACAUCCUUGCAGCAGUUCUCAGCCAAUGUGGAUGGACUGGGUGACCUGAUGAGCUCUGACACAAGGAAACAAAUCAUGACUGUGGCUGACAGCUUGUUCCAUGUGCUUGUUUAUGGGAAAGGUCCCAACACCCCUAAGUUUGCUUUGAAAUUCAUCAAGAGUCACAAGGACUGGCUAACAGAGAAAAUCAACAGUAUUGCCUCGUACAUUUCUGAUGAGUUCCACUCGCUUCCGAAUACAGAUUUUACUGAAGCAGCUACCAACAUUUUCACUGAUCAUGUCUAUUCAUUGCUCGCUUCUUCGAUUAUGGAUUCACCAAAUGGAUUCAAGUACCUGGACACGGUGUCUCGCCUUGUGGUCAACAACAGUCACUGGCUCCUGGAACAGCUGGAUGUCCAGCCCCCCGUGCCACUAGCUGCCACCAGUCAAAGGCCGUCUUCUGCCUUCAAGAUGGACAUCAGUGAACCAGUUCCGAGUGACGACUUCAACCCCAUCAAAGCCAUGAUGUCUAUUGGGGAUUCUCCAUUCAAUCAGAUGGCCAUUCAGGAGUUCCCGUUUGACUGGAUGGCUAUCUUGACCAGUGACUUAGGCUUAAGUCAGCCGGCUUUUCGCAGUCUGUUGAUGAACCGACAUGAGAUGCAAGAGGGAGCCACUCUUGAGGAGGCAGAGAAGAAGCCUGUAGAUGUCCUGAGAGCAGUUUAUGAACACUGACAGGCCUUUGUCAGUUCUUUAACCAAUUUUGUUGCUGUCUUGUGCAAGGCUGAUAGUUUCUUGGUAUUCUUGUGUGAUCUACUCCUUGGUCUUUUCUUUAGUCUUUAGUAUCCUAUAUGUUGCUUGUACAAUUGGGCUAUUGUUGUGCCAAUUUGCCUGCUCUUCGCAGAUAAGUGCUGGAAGAUAACAUGAAAGUGACAACAACUUCCUUAGUAGAAGUGGAAGGCAAAUUUUGUUUGCGUGAUCUCAGUUUAUAAAAAGUCUGAUAUUUUAAAGUCCUUUCCUCAUAUGCAUUUUCAGUUUCCAAUUGUGACAAUUUGUUUUAUAAAGAUGUUUUGCACUGAUUGGCUCAUGGUCGCCAGUAUGAUGUUUUGCUAAAUUUUGUGUUAUUUUGCUCUUGAUUUGCUGUUGUAUGCCCUCUUAUUGACCUCUGUGUAUGUCCAGUUACCCUGUUCUAAAACACACUAUCUAGUCAUAUACAGUUUAUAUUGUUGUAGAAAAA